Molecule: messenger RNA, 1115 nt
Organism: Paramecium sonneborni
Lineage: Eukaryota; Ciliophora; Oligohymenophorea; Peniculida; Parameciidae
Source: the annotation of a GenBank genome assembly
AUUUGAAGUAUAAUGCAACAAUCCUCACCUAAAAGAUUAAAUGAAAAAGUAAUAUAAUUUUAAUAAUAAUAUAUAGAGAGGUUCAAUAAUAAAGUAACCUAAUGAUUCACCAACAAUAAGUCCAUCCUAAUUGAUAAAAAUGAAUUCAAUUGAUUUACAAAAUCAAAAUCCUUUAGAAAUUAAGAUGGUACUGGUUGUCUAUAAAUGAAGUUUAAAGUAGAAAGAUAGAAUCCAAGGACAGGUAAUUUGAUAGCAGAAGAUCAUGAAGAUGAUAUUUCAUAUUAAGGAGAUAUUCCAAAAAAAUUAGAAUAAAAAUAAAAGAGCGAACUUUAAAAAGAAUAUUAAAUGUCUAAGGUUGAUUAAUAAAGAGAUUCUUAUAGUCCAGAUAAAUCUAUGACUAAUUCUUUAAUAAUAAGUGCUUAUCCAAGUAUCUUGUCGAACUUUGAGUUUUAAUAAUAAUCUACAUUUCUUAUUUCACCAAUAUAACAAUAAGGAAUUGUUUAGUGUGCUUUUUAGAUUAACAAAUCAGGAUUUAAUACUUUUAGACCAAAAUUUUAUUUUCUGAAAGAUAAUUAAUGUUUUAUGGCAGCGAAAAAGGUUGGAGAUAAAUAUUUGAUUAGUACAGAUAAGGAAAUUAUUGAAAGAAAAUCUCCUUAGUUUAUUGGAUAAGUCAGUUGUAAAAAAAAUAAUAAAUAUUAUUUUUAUGAUACAGGAUUGAAUCCUAAGAGAAAAAAGGAACCAUUUAGAAAAUGUUUAGGAGAAUUAAAGAUUUGUGCAAUUCCAAAAUCAAAUGAACCUAGAUAACAAUGCGUAUUAAAUUUAUAAUAAUUUAUAGUUUAAAUUUGAUAUUGAUUCAAAUAAUGAAUUUGUUAAUAGAAAACCAAAAUGGGAUCCAAAAUUUUAGACUUUUAUUCUUAAUUUUUAUGAGAGAGUUAAAAUGUCUUCUAUUAAAAAUUUUUAAAUAAUUUUGAAAGAUGAAAUGCCUGAAAAAAUAUAUCUAUAAUUUGGAAAAUGGGAUAAACACUAUUUUAAUUUAGAUAUUUCAGCACCAUUUAGUCCUUUGAUUGCAUUUAUGAUUGCAUUAAGUAAUUAUGAUCAAAAAUUACAAGUUUGAG